UAGCCGAGCACAUUUGUUAUUGUUUUGCUGAAGGCAUGUAGGUCAGAACUCCCCAAAUUAAUCUCUAUUUUGAUAAAUCUACGACUACUACUAAACAAAAAAUGUGUGAGAUCAAUAGAUGAACUAUUCAUAAGUCACCCUAACUCGAACCAAACGAUCAGAACUGUGAAUUUCAGCCAAGUUUCCAUCCGAUUUGGAGCCCUGAUUCGACGGCGAGUCUGGUCCUCGACUUGGACCACUCGAUCAGCUGUCUUUGUUCCAUUUCGCCUCGGAUAAUUUGGAGGAAAUGGACUUUAUGUUUGAUUGGGAGGCCGAGGGGGAUAGAUUUUCCUUCGAAGACAGUGACAGAUUUGAAGAAGAUUCGUUAUGUUCGUGGAUAAGUGAGCCAGAGAGUUUGUGCAACAACUGGCGAGGCUGGCGUAAAAAUGGAGGUCCACAAGGUCACUUGGGUUCGAUUUCCAAAGGAGAAGGGAAGAUUACCUCCUUGACAGAAUUAGCUGCCCAAGCUGUGGCUUGCCACUUACCAUUUGAAGUUGUUGAGCAUUUCCACACUCCAAUACCAGAACAGCUUCAGCUGCGCAUUGCCUUCUGGAGUUUCCCAGAGAAUGAAGAAGAUAUCAGAUUGUACUCGUGUUUGGCAAAUGGUAGUGCAGAUGAAUUCCAGAAGGGGGAGCACUUGUAUAAAGCCAAGGCAGUUCGGGACGUCCUUCAGAUUGGUUUCCAUCUGAGUGCGACAGUGAUUCCACCCCAGACUCUUGCCCAGGCCAAGGGAUCCUUCAACGUGGCGGUAGUGUUUGACCGGCGGAGAAUCACAUCUUGUAACUGUACGUGUAGCAGUACUGCUUCUUGGUGUGCCCAUGUCGUGGCACUGUGCCUCUACAGAAUUCAUCAGGCCCUACAUGUUUGUCUGCGAGCUCCAGUCUCCGAGUCCCUGUCACGUCUUCAUCGCGAUCAACUGCAGAAGUUUGCUCAGUACCUGAUCAGUGAACUGCCUCAACAGAUUCUGCCUACUGCUCAAAGAUUACUCGACGAGUUGCUGUCCUCGCAGCAGAAUGCCAUUAACACAGUGUGUGGGGCUCCGGAUCCUACCGCUGGUCCGUCUGCUAGCGAACAGACCACAUGGUGUCUCGAUGAAUCUACCCUCCAUGAAAACAUCAAGAAAACACUCAUCAAGUUCUGCGUUCCUUCACCUAUUGUUUUUAGCGAUGUGAAUUACCUGUCAUCAACAGCGCCCCCUGCUGCUGCAGAAUGGCAAAGUCUUCUACGUCCCCUGCGAGGGAGGGAGCCGGAGGGCAUGUGGAACUUGCUGUCAAUCAUCAGGGAGAUGUUCCGCCGCCACGAUAGCAAUGCCAUUCCACUUCUAGAAAUACUCACUGACGAGGCACUUGCUUGUGAACAGCUCCUGACCUGGUGGUUCUCCACAAAGAUCUCAUCUGCUCACAACAGUACCAACAGCCAUGGAAGGAAUGGAGCAAACAAUGCGUCAAAUGCUUCGCAACAUGCUGCGUCUAGUCUUGGUGACGAGAUCGUAAUGCUUUGGAGACUCGCAGCACUCAAUCCAACACUUUCGCCAAUCCAACGGGACGAUCUAAGCACCCAGUUCAAAGACUGGCACAUAAAGUCUAUAGACAAAGUACGGAAAGCUCGUACCUCUAAUCUACCCGGCGGUGGAACUACGAUUAAGAAAUCUGACAUUGAGUUAUUCCCCGGGUUUAAGCCCAGCAUCGAGGCUUGUUCGCUGACGUGGGAUGAUUAUGUCAUUGCUGGAAUAACGUAUGUUGAGAAAGAGAAGCCAUGGCGCCUCCAUGUCCAUCUGUCGUGUAGUAAAGCUCAGGAAACAGAGUGUCGCAAACACAAAGCGCAAGUCUCGAAUGUGCAGGGCGUGGACUGUUCAGCGAUGGCAGUCGCACACCGGCUUGCCAGUGAACAUGGCCGGAAGCUAACUCAGGUGAACUCAAUAGACACACAAACUGACGGAGCGCUCAGUUCAAGUUCUGAGGGAUUCUGUGAAAACUUUAGGGAGUAUUCUAAGUUGGAGCCACCGUCGUUACGUCGGGAUUCUGAUUCUAGUUACGCUGAUGAACCAGCGCAGGAUAAAUCUAAGUCACAUAAACAUAAAGACCGUAACGCCGAUCAUGGGGUAGAGGAUUUACAAACUGGCGGCAUGGCCACGGGCGCUGUCCUGAUUGGUCCAUUACCAGCAUGUGAUGCUCGUGUUGUCGACGGUAGCGACCUUCCUAAACGUCACGUGGAUGACAACGAUUCUGACGGAUCAUUACCUGAUGGCGCUGUCGCUGCUGCUAGUAACUUUCCGACUCCUCCACAAGUUGGUGCUUCUGGUUCUAGUAAGAAGCCCAAGCCCCCUCUUGUUGGUGAGCAUUCAUUCUCUGAUGCGCAGCAGUCUAGUGAUGAGUACCAAGUGUAUUUUUACGACACAAAGGCCAAGCUGGGAGAUUCAGACAAGAAGAAAAAGUCGGAUGAACCGAACUACUUUGCUGGGCUGAAGAAGUUUGAGAAUAAACAAGACACUUUGUUUGCUCGAGCAGAAGCACUCCAUGCGCAUGGAUACACUAAAGAGGCUUGUAAACUUGCUAAGCAACUGGCGGAGGAGAUGUUAGCCAACCCACCUGAUCUUACUGCUGAGCCAGUACAGCACACUGGAAAGGGAAAGAAGAAGAAGAGUCAGAAUAACACUAGUUCAUUUGCGAUUACAACGCUCGCCAAGGCGGCCUUCCUCUGUAACGUUCUGUUAGAGGACGCCGAGUGUCAUCAUCUAGCGUUCAAGGUUGGCAUGUUCGGUCUGGAGAUGCCGAGGCAGCCCGCUUCAAGUAAGGCGCUGGAGGUGAAACUUGCCAACCAGGAGUCUGAACUGGCUGCUCUGCUGAAGAAGAUACCACUCGGCCCGGCAGAGUUGAAUGUCAUCAGAGACAGAGCUGAGCAACUCAGGGACGGGAAGCUGCGGUUCCGCGGCGAGUCUCUUCUACCGCUGAUGUUAGCUAGUUUUAUAUUUGAUUCAUUAUGUUUACCAGUCAAUCCAGUCAACGGCUCCAACAGCCGGCCACCUAGUCGAUCAGUCCAGUCGACCGCACGGAUGGCAACCGAUGAAAAGCUGGGCUUUGAAGCUGCUUUAGCUGCCUUAGGUUUAAAGGCCAAUGUGUCAGAAGCUGAACACCCACUCUUGUGCGAGGGAACGCGGAGACAGAAAGGGGACCUUGCCUUGGCUAUGUUAUUCCAUUACAAGGAUGACCAAGUCAAACUGGGCAAGGUAGGGAGUAGGCGGCUCUGCAUCAUGGAUAAACUGCUCGACAAAGAAGUGCAUCAGCUGUACAAGACUCCUUCUCUCAAGACGUAUCUGCUCGGCAGUCAGUCGUCCAGCAGCAGUCAUAGCAGCCACACGCAGACGAACACAGCCUCCACCCAGGAGAAAGAAGGCCACAAGGCCCGCACGGAGACGGGUCAGCUCGAUCAUGAGAAUAAUGGUGUCCCGAAAGCUGAGGCCAGUUGUCUGGAUGACCCCUCCCUUGUACCUACAGCUGUCCCAGCUACUGGAAGUUCCUCUAACAGCAUGUGGCAGUCCCUGACCACCGUCUCCAGCAGCAGGCAGAGUCUGGAGUACCUGAAUCUGGAGCAGAAGUUUGCCAGUCUCAACGUUACUGCGAGUAGUGGAGCAAGACCCAAGACGACGGUCACAAGACAUUACAACAGUAACAAGGACACGGAUAGUUCAGCCCUUGAAGAGGAUGGAGAGGGGAGCAGUGACUACAAGGCUUGGGAGGCUAAGUUCAGGUGCACUAACCUCAAGACAAUCAAGAGACCAUCUGUUGGUAUGGCCAGCAUUGACAGCAGUGCCCCGGAGACCACAUCUAGCGACAACUCCCCAACCCUGGUCAGACGGAACUGGGGCAGUAAGCACCAAGGUCCAGGCAGUGACAGUGGAAGCAGUGGCAAGAGCAGUGACUCGUUCGGCUCCAGCAGCUCUGGAGACAAGGGCAAUGCUGCAAAGAUUCGAGACAAUGAAAGUCCAAUCAGUACGUUUGGUGGGUCAGGACGCUAUGCUGCUCCCCAUCUCAUUAUGCCCGAUGCCAGGAAUCCAUCUGCAUGUCUCAAAGUUACAAGACACAAAAACAAGAAUCGUAUGCCGACCAUUCCCAACCAGCCGAGCGAGGCCCUGGCCCACUUCAUGUUCGAACUUGCUAAGACAGUGCUGACCAGGGCCGGUGGGAACAGCUCCACGUCUCUCUUCACUCAGCCUUCCAACAGUAACGCCCCUACGGGGCCUCAUAGGAAUCUGCACCUGUGCGCCUUCCAGAUUGGAUUGUAUGCACUCGGUGUACAUAAUUGUGUUUCACCCAACUGGCUAUCAAGGACGUAUUCAUCCCAUGUCUCGUGGAUUACUGGUCAAGCAAUGGAAAUAGGGAGUGCAUCAAUCAAUAUCUUGAUUGAGACGUGGGAGGGACACCUAACACCGCCGGAGGUUGCCUCACUUGCUGACCGAGCUUCCCGAGGCCGCGACCACAACAUGGUGCGUGCCGCUGCCGAGUUGGCCCUGUCUUGUCUUCCUCAUGCACAGGCACUUAACCCGAAUGAGAUUCAGAGGGCGCUAAUUCAGUGCAAGGAACAGUGCCGGGAGAAGCUGGAGCGUGCGUGUCUCGCUGUGGAGAGUGCAGCUAAAGAUGGUGGCGUGUAUCCUGAAGUUUUGUUCGAUGUUGCGAAACGGUGGUACGAACUGUAUGAAGAGACGGCAACGGCUGUCAGCCAGGCUGCUGGCGGAGCUCAGAAUAAUACUGUCCAUAUCGAGGAGGUUGAAAUGGCGCCACCACAGGCUGUCAUGCCUGUUAUAGAGCAACGGACUAGUCCUCCUGUGUUGCAGAUUGUCCCCUACCAGCAGGCACCGAGUCAGAAUCAGCCCCAAGUUGCGACGUCCAGAGGACAGCCGCAGCAACAGAUUCACAUCCCCUACACCAUUCCCCAACCACCGCCAUCCCACCAAAUCUACCAGUAUAGCUACAUGCAACAGAUUCCGAACUUUGGUCAUCAGUACAGCCAGCCACAUAUCCAAGUCCACACUCACAACAUGCACCCGGCUUAUCUCACCACCUACCCGUAUCAGAAUCAUCCGCAGUUCGGGAACAUGGCGAUCCAGAAUCUGCAUCCAAAUCCUGCAGCCAUGUACCAUCCCAAUGCCGCACAUAUGCGACAACCCUCCGUUCAGGUGUAUGCCAGCCAGAAUAUGAUGCAGGGACGCAACAUGGUUCCAGUGUCGGGUCAGAUGCAGCCAAUGGCUGGGAUGGAGCAGGGUGGCAUGCAACAGGAAGGAGAUGUCCAGCUUCAGCAGGUUAACAUGAAUGCCCAACACCAGCAGGUCGGCCUGCCAUCCGCCCCGCCCCAAACAGCACAGAAUUCCACCCAGAUGAACUACCUGCUAGCGGCGUACAGGGUCGGCAUGUUGGCGAUGGAGACCUUGGCCAGAAGGGUGCACGAUGAUCGGCCACAGACCAAGUAUGCAAGGAGUCCACCGUAUGGGGAGGAUGUCAAGUGGUUGUUGGGAAUAGCUAAGAAAUUAGGCACUAAUUACCUGUCUCAGUUCUGUGCGAGUGCCGUGAACGCCGUAGUGAGUCCAUUCGUCCUUCAGGAUAUCGCCAUCGAGUCAGCGCAGUAUCUGUCACGGCACAAUCCUGUCCAACUCUCCAGCCAUCUGAGGUCACCAAUACUCAGUCCUUUAGUACAGAAAUGUCUACAAAUGUUUAUUCAGUGUAGUCAUCAGCGGAUCAGUCACAUCACUCAAGCUGAGUACGAUGAGUUCGUGAGCAUCAUCUGUAGCGCUAGGAACGCGUUCUGCAGUAUGACGCCCGGAGGAAUGGUCCAGUUUAACGAUUUACUAAUGAACUUACGCAAGUCGAAAUUCUGCAAGAAGGAGUUAUGGCAGAGGAUAGUCAAUGGAUUAGCGACCGUCAACAUAUCUUAAUGAUAGCGUUUUUAGGGAAUUUUAUUUUUCUAGAAUUUCAUUGUUUGGUAGGAUGUUGUCAAGGACUGAAAAAUUAGUCAUCCAGACUUUUGAAUUCAUUCCCAGGUGGGCGGAUGUUGGCGUUCCAGAAUAGUUUGUAAAGACGGGAAAGGGCCUCUCAUGGAAAGUCAAAAGGUCGCAGAUUUAUCGACUCCUUUGUAUAAACACCUUAAAGUUGUAAUGGGACAAUCCAUUCUAAUGCAUUUUGUGUUAGGGAUUGACCCAUUAUGGUUGUAGAGUGGGGGUUUUCCAAUAGAAAACUCAGGUAUUCUGACAGAAAUUUUCAAAAAGUUGAAAAAUGCAGUUUGAAAUUUCUCUUUGAAUAUUCUUAUUUGCCGAAGGAUGGGAAAAAAUGAUAUUUUAUCAAACCAGCAUUAUGUUACCACCUGUCGCAUUUAAGUAUUAUUUCAUAAAUUAUCGGAUGGAAAUAAUGUGUAUAUAUCGGGAGAAAAUGGAAUUAAGGUAUAAAUUACGGCAUGUUCGAUAAAGAAUCGUGCCACACUUUAUAUAACCAAGUAUAGAUUAAUCUAUACUAUUGUAGAUCAAUGCUAUAGAUUAAUACUUUACUUGAAAUCUAUACUUAUAGAUUAGAUUACUCUAUACUUGAUAGAAAUAUUCCUGAAAAAGAAAAUUUGGUAUUUGAGUAAUGGGUCCAAUAAUUGCUCGUGUACAAAGGGGUUAUGAUGAAACAUAGGGUUCAGCUGUUAGAAAGGACAUAUAUGGUCAUUAAGUUGGUGAAAGUAAUAGCUUCUUUACUAAAAGUUAAUAGAAAAAGGCUAAAAUGUAGUGAAAAACCUUUAAAAUUUUCUUCAAAGGUGGGUUUUCAUGCAUCUGGGGCUCAGAAGCUGAGACCACUCCAUCGCUUUUCAGUUCUUUGGCAAGAAAAUAUUGCCGCUGAAGCACAAAAUUCAGUAUCUUCAGUCAGUUUGCAUGGUCUUCAAGAUGAUAAAUUAUUUAUAUAUUCAAAUUACAAAUGUUGAUUACAGUAUUUGGUUGUGUUGAAACAUUUUAAACGAUACUGUCUGAUAUGUCUUUGAAAAAUGCCGACUCUUCUGAUCCAAGAUUGCAGUUCUUUUGAGAGAAGUCCUAAAAAAGGGCUCGGAUUGAUGGGCUUGCUCUAGUUUAAACUGAGCAGGCUAGAAAUGAUUGGUGUUCCUCAUGGGGUGCUUAAAUACUAAUUUCUUCUCACAACCCAUUAAUCCCAGUGAGUGACCUCACUUUCUUCCAUUUCUCCCUUGGUUCGACUAGCCUGGUGGUUUGACUGAGAAAUCUCCUUUGCUGUUGUUAUCUCCAGUGCAAUCAGUAUGAAAAGGCCUCGAGCAAAAACUAGUUCCAAGGUAUAAACUGGUAUGACCUGUGUAAUACAUUUACAUUUUCUUAAGCAUCUGGAGUGUGGUUUGUCGCAAAGGAUCUCCGUUUUGACCCUGGAGUUUGUCUAGUGUAACUUCUGACACGUUUUGUAUCUUGUGUUCAGCAGCAGGGACCAACUCCAGUGUUGAUGUGAGAUGUAUUGAGGUUAGUUCAUAGUGACUGCGCUGUAAAUACCUAUUUCAGAAACACUUUGUACAGACUAUUGUAUAUCACUUUAUACUAUACAAAAAACUCAAAAUAUAAAAACAAAAUAAACGGAUUUAAAAAUUGUUUAAAAACAUGUGCGCUAGGUUGUCUGUUAAUUGUGUGGCGAGUAUCAUGCGAUUGGCUUGUGCAUUUCACUAAGUAACAGGUAUUAAUUGUACUGCUUAUUUAGUGCUUGUGUACUUGAGAGUUUAGGAACUGGUUGAUAAGUUUCUGGAGAUGAGGUUGGAUUGUGAAAUGUUUGGUUUAUGUAUUAAACCUUUGGAAGUGUAGAGGUGUCUUAGGCGAGCUAAAAGGCUUGUUGAGAAGCAAGUGCAUUCCACACAAAGACUGAUUCUGCAGAGUUGUAGCGGAUGUGUGGAGGAAUGAAAGUCGAAGCUGCAAAUGACUUCAGUCUCGCAUGCUGUCAAAGUGGUAUCUGCAAGAAUAAAGUCAAUCCGGCCUGUUACCGAUGUGGUAUCUGCAAGAAUGAAGUCAGUCUUGCUUGUUACCAGAGUGACCUCAGUCUUGCAUGUUAUCUCAGUGGUAUCUGCAUGAGUGAAGUUAGUCUUGCAUGCUACUAAGAUGGUAUCUGCAACCAUGAAUUCUGUCUUGCAUGAUAUCAAGGUGGUAUCUGCAACCAUGAAUUCUGUCUUGCAUGAUAUCAAGGUGGUAUCUGCAACAAUGAAUUCUGUCUUGCAUGAUAUCAAGGUGGUAUCUGCAAUAAUGAAUUCUGUCUUGCAUGAUAUCAAGGUGGUAUCUUCAAAUGACGUGAAUCAUGCAUGAUAUCAGGGUGGUAUAAACAAGAAUGAUGUAUUUCUUGCAUGACAUCAAGAUGAUGUCUUAAAUCGGGAAAAUAUCAAGUUGGUGACUGCAGGUGCAAGUCAGGUUAUGAGAAGAGUAUAGAUAGUUUUGGCCUAAAGAUAUUAAGGCUUGGUGAAAGUAGUAGUUAACAGUACUUCACAAGAUGGGUGUUGGAGUUUUUCACUGUUUUGACAAACAGAUAAGAAUUGAUCAGUGAUUUUGAUAAAUCGUGGUUGAUGACAGAUCAGAUGAAUUGACUAAUGAAUAUUUUAAUUGAAAACGAAUGAGAUAUAUGCGAAAGAUUUAAUGGUUUUAUGAUUUGGAUUGAGUUUUGAUCAGAAAUGAGAUUUACCCACUAAUUUAUUGAGUCACAGUUAUUAAGAAUUUUCUUUUGCCAUGGGGAGAGGGAUCUCUGUGGGGCCAUUAAAAAGUCAGUCACUUUCAAUUAAAAGUAGGUUUCAUAUUUGCACAGGUUUCUUUUUUUCUUGGUCAUUCACCCAAUGACCGGUUCAGUUCUUGUAUCUCAAAUCUUUCACAGAAUAUUUAUUUCAUCCUGAACUGAACCAAGCACCUGGUGCACACUUAAUUACUUCAUGUCUGUUUCGUUCAGUUCAGGUUGAAAUACAGUUUGCUUUAUAAUAUCUUCCAAGAUUCAGUGCUUCUUGGAUUGUCUAUGUUGUCCCACCAAGGCACUGCGAGAGAAAUAAAGAUAAUUUCAUUCAUUCUAGCUACACUUUCUCCUUGAUGCAAUUCUACAGUUUCCAUUUAAGGAAAGUUCUGUUGGUACAGGUGGCCUGAGAGAAUGUGUGAGGUGCGUCACUUCCCAAAUCUUCCAUUCUUCUCGUGUUCCAAAAGCUUGGCAGUCGUUUGACUUAUGCCUGGUUACGUAACGGCAUUAAAAACUACUGGUUAUCAGUAAAUCUAAAUAUUGUAGCACAGCACAGUGAGUAGUAUUACAAUCAUCCUCUUCCAUGACUUCAAUUAUGACCACCUCUGCGAUGGAGGUAGUUCUACAAACUUCUCCAGAGUAAUCAUUCUCACGGCAUGCCAUCAACAGGUCAUGAAAUUAUGAGUGGUGUCGACUCAUUUCUAUCUAAAGCUUCGUCUCCUUUCAAGUCUAUCAAUGAAAAGUAUUUCUGAUUCAUUUUCUCGCCCAGGGCUUGGUGUGCGACUGUACAGAGGUUCCGUAAGUGCAUUUAUUUGUGGUGGUACUAUAGCCCAGAGACCAGUUAACAACCAUAUUGCAUAGCCCAAUAGAAUUCAUGCAGAUUGCAUUUACAUUGAGAAGACCAUCUUGUCUCUUGUAGAUUGACAAGUUCCAGUUAAAAUCUUGGGAUUCUCAUUAGUUCUUUUGUGUCUGCUUUUCAUAUGCAAGAAAGAGACAAGUUUUUCAGAGGUCGUGGAUAGGCCAGUUGUUGUUUAUUCCAACAAUAAAUUGUUGGUUGAACAGUUGUCCUGACUCGGGCCUUUGACAAGUUCCAGUUAAAAUCUUGGGAUUCUCAUUAGUUCUUUUGUGUCUGCUUUUCAUAUGCAAGAAAGAGACAAGUUUUUCAGAGGUCGUGGAUAGGCCAGUUGUUGUCUAUUCCAACAAUAAAUUGUUGGUUGAACAGUUGUCCUGACUCGGGCCUUUGACAAUCUUUUCUGCCCCUUGCGUACUCUCCUGACGGGUUUCUUGUUAAGAACUGCUAGAAAAUGGUACGAGCUGUCUGCGGGUAAAACCGGACCAUUGCAAACAAGAAAUUUUUGUUGCAUGCAUUCAUGAUUGCAGGUCGCAGGGAUAUAAAAUCACUUGUUUGUUGGGUGCUUUAGCAGUGAGGUUGUCUUGUACUGUUUCACGUACACGUACCGUCAAAAACCAGAACUUGAUGGUUGAACUGGAGCUUUGUUAAGCGCCUACCUUACUUUUGCUCAAGAAAAAAAUAUCGAUACUCAUUUAAAAGCUCACACUACAUAAAAAUUAACUAUUUUACUGGAAGUUAUAUGGAUUUCUUUAAUAGGAACCUGGAUACGCUCAUAAGAUUUUCCAACAGAAGGUAAUUUGACUCGCGAAUUGGAAUCGACUCGUUACUAAGAUAUGUCUUGGCUCAGUAUAAGAUAUGGGCGCUGUACAUAAGAUAAAGCAGAAGGUCCACUUUGGACCUGUCCUAAAGUGGAUAUGAGUUGAAGUGAGGAUGUUUUUUUAAAAGCGUGUAUUGGUCAAUCAAUUACUGGACUGUCUGUUUACAGCGUUUUCUUGUAGAAAAGUUUUCUCAGUUUACCUUCCCUGAAACAGGAUUUUCCAGUAAUUGAAUUGAUUACUUCCAACUGGUAAUAUAUGCAUCAUCAACGAGUCCAAAACUAUUGAAUCCUGAACACAUAUUGUUGUUACAUAAUGGCUUACAAUGUUUCCAUCCAAAAUGUCUGCCAUUUUAGAUAUCGGUAAGGUAAGGUGUUACAAUUUUAGCCCCGGUUCAUUUUAGCCUUUGUGUGCAUUACUGUGGCCUGCCUGCUGUUUUCUACACUGCAGGUGCUAUAAUUGUACUGGUCCUUUAAUUGUACAACUUUGCCUUAUAUUAUGUUGUUUUACCCUUUUUUGGUCGAAACUGAUUUGGUUGUAACACACACGUUCUUUAUCAUGAGGCAUUUUCAAAUUUCAGUGGGCCUGUAGCAACCUUCAUUGUGGUCUCCCCAGCAGUUUAAAUUUUCUGCAUCAAGUUGCAGUGCAUCGGUGUCCUGCACCGUAGGGUUGAGGGGGGGGGUUGAUAAAUGCUGAUUUUGUGCCGUACAUGUCAUAUUGCUUACCAUUCAUGCACACCAUAUUUAUAAAGCACACUUUUCGAUCUUUUUUGGUCCAUUUAAAGGAUCUUUGACAAAAUACUAAAUGUUCAAAGCGAUGGGUUUUUAAUAAUGUCUGAAUUGAAAUGUCUGAUGUUUGGGGAUAAUAUCCGUUCACUGUUCGAGUUCACCUUGCACACUGUAUCAAUUUGACAUGUACACGAUUAAAUCAAUAUGUUUGGAUGAUGGCAUUUUAAAGUGAAUAAAAGUCACCUUCUAGAUAAUUUUCAGUCCAAAAUAGGUUUCCAAUGCCAUAAAUGUGGAUUACUGCAUCCACUCAAAAAUAUUAACUUUUCAUCAAGAUCGAAUUGGAUUUUCUCCCAGACUCAAUUUGUCGGAGUAUUAUUUGCAAGUGUUACAGUGGCCCACCAUAAUAUCACAAGUAUUAGAAAACAAAUUUACUUGGUAAAACUCUAUACGCUACUAGUUUGUAUAAUGUCUAUGCAUAGCAUACCACUGUUAGUUAUUAUCACCAGGCUAAUUAUAUAUAUAUUUUUCGUAUUAUUCUAUAGAGACUAGCCGAAAAUUGGAUGGAAUAUUUUAACGAAAAAUUAAAGAAUUAUAUGGAAAAAAUCUUGAUAUGAAUCAAGAUAAUCGGGAGUUAUUGAGAAGUCUGAUGGUGGACCUAUAUGAAAUGAUAUCAAUUUUUAUACUACAGAUUUUUGACACUUUAUCAUUCAUACUUAUAAUUGUUGAGCUGUUUCUUUUUGUUGAGUAUGUUUUUUCGAUAGAGUUAUAUAUGCGUAAAGUGGAAAGAAAGUGUCAGUCUUGAUUGACUAUAACGGCUGGUUGGAUGGUGGUUAGACUUUUAACAGUAUUUUAGGAGAAUGUUUAUUAGAGUUAUUUUUGUUAAGGGGAUUUUUACAUUUGCAUGCCUUUAUUGACUCAACAAGAAGAUUAUGAACAGAUAAGUGAGUUCAUUCUUAAAUAUGACUGUUGAAAAAUACAAAAUAAACCAUUGAUAUCAAGCACAUGGUCAUCCUGUGUGUUGACAUGACUUCAAACACUUCUGACUUAAGUUCUGAAGGUAAGAUCUAUACGUUAGGUUGCAGAUUUUGACAUUCAUAACAUUCUUGUUGGGUGAAAAAAAAUCAAGGUGUUACUCCUCCUUUGAAAACCUUGGAAGACCAGCUGGUACCAUCUAUUUCACCCUAACUAGAGCUGUGCCAAUUGCACACUGCUGUAUACAGUUGGCUCCAGUUCAAGUGGGAAUCUAAAGACUUGGACUACAGAUGUGACAGGGAAGAGGGUGUUGGGUGUAAUGUUUCUCUUGUGGCAGUGACUGUUUGAAUUCUUUAACAAACUCACCAACUUUGAAAAACUGUGUCCUGCUGAUGCAGUCGUUCCACCUUUGAUGGAAUCGGGGUCAUUUCUGACACUUCUACACGUAGGUGUGUGGACCUCUCUUCUUGAAGAAUGUGCUGUAUUAAAAAACUUUCAUUUUGAGGAGAGUGUUGCCUGCUUGAUUGGUGGGUUAUUUAUGUGAGAGGAAUUAUUCCAUUGUAUUAAAAUCUGCACAUUCCUGGAUGCAGAACUUAUUACUGCAUUCUCUUGGAUGCAGGGGGGGUGGGGGGCUGGGGCUUUCUUGGGAUAUGUUAAUGUUCUUGUAUUAAAAUCUGCAUAGUCCUGGAUGCAGAGCGUAUUACUGCAUCCUCCAGCAUGCAGGGGGGGGGGGGGGGUUCUGCAUCUUUCUAAGUGCAUUGGGAAAGCUUUAUACCUCAUUUAUUUCAUUCUUCCAUUUUGUUCUGAAUGGUCAGUGAUGUUGUCAUGUUUUCUUUUUCACCCUUUAGUAUUGUGUUGUUACAUGUAUCUGUGCAAUGUAGCAGAGAUUGUUCCUGAAGUGAGAAGAUUAAUCAGAAUUUGGACAAAGUUUAAUAACUCCACGUUUUUCAGUCUCUGACAUUAAAACAAACCCGAGCCCAUCAAGAGGGACCUCGAAAUCCAGUUGGCUUGAGGUUAUAUUUUACCAUAUUCAUUUUCAUUUUCGAAAUCAGCCAAACUUUUAUGAUGAUAACUGAAAUUAGAAGGGUUUUUUUAACACCUCACCUAAGACAAAGAGUCAUUCAGGAGAUGGACAGGAUCAAUUUCUGUCUAAAAAUUCAAUAGGUGAAAUUUAAAAAAGACAACUCAGUUGACCUUGGGACUAUUGUUAUAGCCAUUAUGGACCUCAUUCUUCUACGUUUACAGAUGUAGUCGUUUUAUCAAUGUUGUAUUGUAAUCACGUUCGUGUUGUGUAGAUGUUUUUAUUUCUUCAUGUUUAUAAACAUGAUGAAUCGGUAUAACCCUCCAUCCAUCCAGCCGCUCCGUCGGGGAAAACUAGGUCAUUUACUUUAAAAUAUAUUUUUCUAGCAUGUUGAUUACUGUAUUCUAUAAUGAAAUGUAGCUUAGGGAAACCUCCAGAUAUUUAGGUUUUGAUGUGUAACAUGUGGUUCACUUUGGGACUUCUUAUUCAGCGCAUAAAUGGUAUAAAAGAUUUGGAAAAACUUUCAGUGGUAAAACUCAGUUGGCUGAGUAUCGAAAUAGUUUUGGUGAAAACUUUGGUGUAGCACAAACUACGGUGUUGAGAGCAGAACUUAGUACAAAAAUGCACCAACUGCUCUGUUGAAACACCAUUUUCUCCUUUUGUUCAAGCCUUUUCUCUAGUCACUUGAGGUCAUUUAGAAAAGUUGAGAAAAGGUCCAGUUAUGAACUGGACCUUGGCUUGGACACGACAUGGACAUAAUGUUAUUAAAGAAACUGAAAUAUUAACCAUAACUCGUGAGAAAAACAGAUGAAUUCCUUUUAAUCACAAACAUCACUGUGCUGAUUACAUCUUCUAUUUAUUCCUGUAAACCACCCUAAUGACAUUUCAUCAAACAAAUCAUCCUCUAUGCAAACUAUUUCGGAGUUCCAAGUGAAUCAUACUGUUGCAUAUUUUAUUUCAGUGCAGAUCUUUUGACCUCCAGAUUCAGUUUUCUUGGAUAGGCAUGUUCUUCUGAAAAAAGAUAACAAUUAAAAGCUAGAAUUUUUUUAAUAUUCCAAAAAAUGAAGGGUGAUUUUGAUACCUAUCCUCUACCUUUCGCUGCCUAUGUAUUCUAUUUUUCAAAAUGGGUGAGCAAAAUUUUACUGAACCUGUGCUUAUUACUAAAAAUUAAUUAUUUUAGAAUUCCCCUUCUGAGCAAUUUUAUUUUAUUACCAUGCAGACUCUGUAUGCCUGCUCGUUGGGGGAAUUUUCAGAUAUGCCACUGGUAUGCGCCCCCAUUUUCAACAUGAACCUGGAGUUUAAAAAGUUGUUUAACCUGCUAGAGGUUAGUAGUGUGGUGUGGGUUAGUCCUUCCUGCAUAUUGUAUUUUGCAUUCAUGAAUUAUUCAUUUCAGGCCAUGUGUGUUUAGUUCUAAGGUUUCGUCCAUGUAAGUCCAAUCCUGGGGAAAAAGUUCAAAUUAAUGCACCAAAAGUGAUUCCAAGGUGAGGUAUAGGAUGUUUAUGAAAUAUUUGUAUUUUUGGGAAAAACUUGUUGAAGCAAAUUGAAGGGCAUCAAAAUAAUGCCAGAAUUGCUAUUAUUUAGGUUGGAUGUACCAUUACACGCACUGAAGUCUCGUACUUGGCCUAUACUUCUAGAGGAGAAAAACCCUGAAAGUAGUACUGAGGAUUGAUGAUAAUUUUGUAGGUGAAACAUAUGAUUAGAUACACUUGGCCUGACUGUUGGUGAGUUUAUUUUAGCAAUGAGUAGUAUUUUGAGUACAGAGGCUUGAAGAUCUCGGAUGGCUUCCAUUGUUUACAACCCUGCUGUGUCUGUAAUACAUAGUGCUUUAUCCUCCUCAUUAUAAUAUCAGCGAAGGCCAACGGACAUCUAGUAUGGGUAUUCCAGAUUGAUUAAAGGGAGGAAGGAGUAACUGGAGGUAUUGCUGUGCCAACAUUAUUGUCUCGUUCAGAGUCGCUAUAAAUAUGAAUGCACAAAUGAACUCAAACUAUUCAUGGUACAUUUGCGCACUUUUCUGUUGCAUCUCAUAGCCACCCUCUGAACCCUGGACCUACUUUGGUGCCGUCCAUCACAACCUCCUGCUACAACUCCUAGCCCUGUUUUAAUAGUCUGGGGCUGCUUUGAAAUGGUCUCAGACGCUGUGUAAUUUCACUCAAACAUGGAAGGGUGACAUGUCAGACAGCUCAUCGUAAGCUUUCCGAUGAAUUGUCAAGUCAGUUAAUUUUGACAGUUCUUUGCUGCGAUUUAGGCAAGAAAAUCCACCAUCAGUCCCAUCGGUGUUGGCAAUUUGGAUGAUUCCUCUGCUGAUAUUGUAAUGAAGGUCUUGUUUCUGAGGAAUGACAUGUACACAUUUAGAUCCUUGGCAUCUCGAUGACUUUUUAUCCAGUUUGCAGCAAGUGUUAAACUCCACUAACCUAGUUUUAAUUGUUUGCUAUUGGGGCAAUGUCCUUCUCAAAAUCACCGAAUUUCCAUCUUUUGGCUUUUUGAGAGAGAACAUGUCCCCCCCUCCCUCCCCGCUCCCCCUCCCUCUGUAGGAAAGAUUGCUGAAUGAAAACAAAAUAUCUCUCAGAUUAUAGACGCACCUGAAUCUUGAGAUGAUAUGAAACAGAAGGUUCUUGAUUUUGGAGAUGUUCUUUUGACAUCUGCAGAGCCAAGAGCAACUUGGGGAGAGAGGAAAUGGUAUUAACAAGGCGGGAAUAAAUUAACAAAACCUCUGCUUCAAUCAUUUUCACUAAGGCGAAUCUGAUUAUUCUGAGUAAGUUUAUAACAAGACUAAACAUUUUCACCAAUUUUCAAACUGCAGUUUAAGUAAUCUGAAUGUGUACACAUCUGAUUUAGCAUUAUGUAAUGCAGUAUCAUGGUAGUAUGGUUUUGGUGUUAGAGGACUUUUAUAACAACAAAUAUAAUAUUGUAUUCCAGUUUACAUGUCAAUAGUUAUUAAGAAAAUGUCGUAUUGAUGGGCUUGAGUACCCAGACUGUUUCCACCUCAGUUUUCCCCGUAGGUCAUCGAGAUUUACAAUUUUAAAGUUACUCACUCCUUGUUGCACUAUGUAUAUUGCAUUGUUUAUUUAUUUGUGUAUUUAACUUCGUCCUUAAAAUUAUAAUAUAUUCCUUUAAUAAUUCAAAAAAAUAAAAACGACCACCAAAAAUUGUAGUGGUUUCAUUUUACGAUGAAGCAAUGUGAGUGUUUUGUCAGGAACAUGUGUAGUUCUUGUCUUUAGAAUAAAGUCUUCUAUGGAAAAUGAA
Molecule: messenger RNA, 16382 nt
Organism: Lineus longissimus
Lineage: Eukaryota; Metazoa; Nemertea; Pilidiophora; Heteronemertea; Lineidae
Product: zinc finger SWIM domain-containing protein 8-like
Exons: 22
Coding region: 287-5965 (1892 amino acids)
Cellular component (GO): Cul2-RING ubiquitin ligase complex
Molecular function (GO): zinc ion binding
Source: RefSeq, a predicted model, not a curated record